Messenger RNA from Trichosurus vulpecula (common brushtail), 2609 nucleotides. It is a transcript of the gene TENT5B, whose product is annotated as terminal nucleotidyltransferase 5B. Gene Ontology annotation, biological process: mRNA stabilization. Gene Ontology annotation, molecular function: poly(A) RNA polymerase activity; RNA binding. Lineage: Eukaryota; Metazoa; Chordata; Mammalia; Diprotodontia; Phalangeridae. The record is from RefSeq and is a predicted model, not a curated record.
AUGGACAGGCGGGGGGCAGCCUAUAUGAGCCGGCCCCAGCGCAUUAAUCGGCUUUCUGUCCUGGCCACCCCGUCGGUGGUGUGGGAACGUCGGGGCCGGAACCCGCAGAGCCGCCGCCCCCGUCCCAUCACCCGCCUGCUUCCCUCCCCUGCUCUCCUCUCCAUUCCCGGUUCUUGCCGUCUAGGCUCCGGGGUCUGGCCAGAGAUGCCGUCGGAGAGCGGGGCUGCGAGCCCGGACGCAGCAGCGGUGGCGGCGGCUGCAGCGGCGCCCCUGGCCCUGGUCACUCCCGCGGCAGCCCCUACCCAUAAGCGAGUGGGUCUCAGCCCGGAGCGUUCCUCCGGAGCCCCACGACGGCGCUUCAGCCGGCUGAGCUGGACACAGGUGCAGAGACUGGACGCCCUGCUGGGCGAGGAGGUCCCUAUCCACGGACGUGGUAACUUCCCCACGCUGACCGUACAGCCCCGCCAAAUCGUGCAGGUGGUCCGGAGCCGCUUGGAGCAGCUGAGGGUCCCGGUCCACAGCGUCCGCCUCAAUGGCUCCGCUGCCAGCCACGUCCUCCACCCAGACAACGGCCUGGGCUACAAGGAUGUGGACCUCAUCUUCCGAGUGGAUCUACAGGACGAGGCUGCCUUCCAGCUGGUGCGAGACGCGGUUCUGGCCUGCCUCCUGGACCUCCUUCCAGCCGGCGUGAACCGGGCCAAGAUCACACCCCAGACCCUGACAGAGGCCUAUGUGCAAAAGCUGGUCAAAGUGUGCACGGACACAGACCGCUGGAGCCUUAUCUCCCUGUCCAACAACAGCGGCAAAAACGUAGAGCUGAAGUUUGUGGACCGCCUGAGGCGCCAGUUUGAGUUCAGCGUGGACUCCUUCCAGAUCAUCCUGGACUCUAUGCUUUUGUAUGGCCAGUGCUCAUCCACCCCCAUGUCUCAGGCCUUCCACCCCACAGUGAUGGGCGAGAGCCUGUAUGGGGACUUCGACGAGGCACUGGAGCACCUACGGCAGCGGCUGAUAGCCACCCGCAAUCCCGAGGAGAUCCGAGGCGGGGGCCUGCUCAAGUACUGCCACCUCCUGGUGCGUGGCUUCCGGCCUUGCCCUGGCACUGAUGCCCAGGCCCUCCAGCGCUACAUGUGCUCGCGCUUCUUCAUCGACUUCCCAGACUUGGGUGAGCAGAGGCGUAAGCUGGAGCGCUAUCUGCAAGCCCACUUUGGUGGGGGCGCCGGCCCCGCCUGCUAUGCCUGCCUGGUGACCCUGCACCGGGUGGUGAACGAGAGCACUGUCUGCCUCAUGGGCCAUGAGCGGCGCCAGACGCUGGACCUCAUUGCCAUGUUGGCCUUGCGGGCGCUGGCUGAGCAGGGCCUUGUGGGUGGCACUGCCCUGGCCUGGCACUACCAACCUACUUCCUACCCUGGAAGUGAUGGAGCAACCCCUGCCCUCAACUACUAUGUGACCCCCCUCCAGCCUCUGCUGGCGUGUGGCCACUCCUCCUACCCAACCUGGCUGCCUUGUAGCUGAGCUGAGAGGGGUUGGGGGAGUGGGGUUCCCCAUCCUCACCCCUGGGACCUGAGCCAGCUAGGGGAAACACCGAUCUGUCCCCAUCCACAUCAGGCCCUGGCACUGUUAGAUGCUGCUUACCUAUUUGCUGUUGGGGUGAGGGUGGGGGCAUGGUUUAGGGUGUCUAAGGGGUUGGUACUGAUCAAGCCCAGCCUAGAAGGGGCAACAGGGGCCACAGCCCUGGGUGGGUGAGGGAGGCCAGUCUAGUCUUUUUUUAAUGGUCUUAGCAAAGCUACCCCAGUCAGGACCCCAUUCUUCCAGCUAUGGCUGAAAACCCCUGCCAGCCAGGCUCCCUGUCCUCCAUAAGAACAGGCUCUGAAAGGGCCACCUCCCUGCUUGGGUGUGCUUUGGUAGGCAGCUUAAGACUGUUCAAAGCCAAGCCUGAGGAACAAGGCGGGGAGGGUGGCAGCAGAUAUGGGACUGAUGUUUGUGUGUGUGUGUGUGUGUGUGUGUGUGUGUGUGGCCAGAAUAAGGUGUGACUAUGGGGGGCAGGGAGGGGAAGAAAUUUCCUGUACAGCAACCUGGCCAUGUUUGAACAAUGGCACAUGGGGGGAUUUCUGUAUAACCUUCCCCGGGGCCACUCUGCUGCAUGGCCUUGAUGAGGGCCUGUCACUGCCUAUGGGUGUGUGUCAGGUGGGCCAAGACUGGCCAAGACUGAAAAGAAGGAACUUUAAGACAUUUUGGGGGGCAAGGAGGCAUGGGGAGCCAGCUAUCUGGACAUAUACAGUGAAGAGAUUUGCCAUUUUGGCUUUCUGGAACUUGUUUAGGCGUGGGGGCUUGGGACACACAGAGGGCAUGAUGCCAGCCCAACCUGGACAGGCUUAGCUCCAGGCCUUGGAGACCAAUACCAAAUGCCCCAUGACACCUGCACAACCAACCUGGAUUUCCUCCUCCCCAAAUGCUCCCCUCAAGGAAGACCUGACCUUAGGGAAACUGGAUAGAGAUCUGGCCUUAGAAAGAGAAGGGUUAUUAACAGGCUAGGAGAGGUCAGGGCAGCUAGGUGCCACAGUGACAGAUCUGCAGUCAGAAGGACCUGAGUUCAAAUCCUGCCUGUGUGA